This is a messenger RNA of Lolium rigidum, 2246 nucleotides long. RefSeq names its product glutamyl-tRNA reductase 2-like. Gene Ontology annotation, biological process: tetrapyrrole biosynthetic process. The record is from RefSeq and is a predicted model, not a curated record. The transcript is spliced from 3 exons. Bases 345 to 1940 code for a protein of 531 amino acids. Gene Ontology annotation, molecular function: NADP binding; glutamyl-tRNA reductase (NADP+) activity. Lineage: Eukaryota; Viridiplantae; Streptophyta; Magnoliopsida; Poales; Poaceae.
ACCCAAACUCGCGCGGGGAAUAGAAAAUUGGAUUGGACCCCGAGACCCAGUCCCACUGCCCGCGGGCCCCGCACCCCAUCUUCCACCGCCCCCUUAACCUCCGCUCCAAGCUCCCAGACUCCAUCCUCCCCACCCCCCUUUCUUCCUCCCAGGCGCCGCGCCUCCUCCUCCACGCCAGCACCGGCGACCGGCGACGCCCGCCGACGGAGAGAGGGAGGGCGGGAGAGGCGUAUAAGGACUCCUCCUCCUCUCUCGUCUCGUCUCUCUCUGUUUUUAUCUAUCUACCUGCGGUUCGUGGGCCGGGCCGAGGAGGGAGGAAGCCCGCUGCUGCUUCUGCUCGUCUGAUGAUGGCGGGAGCGACGUCAGCCACGGCCGCCGCGGGCGCAUUCGCCGCCGCCGGCGCCAAGGCGCGGGGGACCUCCGCCGCCGCGUGCGCGAGGGUCGUCGCCGCCGGCGGGCGGAGGCGCUGCGGGGUCGUGCGCUGCGACGCCGGCGGGGACGCCCAGGCCGUCGCCAAGGCCGCCAGCAUCGCCGCGCUCGAGCAGUUCAAGAUCUUCGCCGACCGGUACAUGAAGGAAAGGAGUAGCAUAGCUGUGAUAGGCCUCAGCGUACACACAGCACCAGUGGAGAUGCGCGAAAAACUUGCUGUCGCAGAGGAACUAUGGCCCCGUGCUAUUGCAGAACUCACCGGUCUGAACCAUAUCGAAGAGGCUGCUGUUCUUAGUACCUGCAACAGAAUGGAAAUAUAUGUGGUGGCUUUAUCGUGGAACCGUGGUAUUAGAGAAGUAGUAGACUGGAUGUCAACGAAAAGUGGAAUUCCCGCUUCUGAGCUCAGGGAGCAUCUCUUUAUGUUGCGUGACAGUGAUGCUACACGCCAUCUGUUUGAGGUAUCAGCUGGCCUUGACUCUUUGGUUCUUGGAGAAGGACAAAUCCUUGCUCAGGUUAAACAAGUUGUCAGAAACGGGCAAAACAGUGGAGGCUUGGGAAAGAACAUUGAUAGGAUGUUCAAGGAUGCAAUCACGGCUGGAAAGCGCGUCCGCUGCGAGACAAACAUAUCAGCUGGUGCUGUGUCUGUCAGUUCAGCUGCAGUUGAACUGGCCCUUAUGAAGCUUCCAAGGUCUGAAUGCUUGUCAGCUAGAAUGCUUUUGAUUGGUGCUGGCAAAAUGGGCAAACUAGUGGUCAAACAUUUGAUCGCCAAAGGAUGCACAAAGGUUGUUGUGGUGAACCGCUCAGUGGAAAGGGUGGAUGCCAUUCGUGAAGAGAUGAAAGACAUCGAGAUUGUGUACAGGCCUCUUACAGAGAUGUAUGAAGCUGCUGCUGAAGCUGAUGUUGUGUUCACAAGCACAGCAUCUGAAUCCUUAUUGUUCAUGAAGGAGCACGCAGGGGAGCUUCCUCCUAUUUCUCUUGCUAUGGGUGGUGUUCGUCUUUUUGUCGACAUAUCUGUCCCGAGGAAUGUCGGUGCCUGUGUGUCCGAGGUGGAGCAUGCACGGGUGUACAAUGUUGAUGACUUGAAAGAGGUGGUGGAAGCCAACAAGGAAGACCGUCUCAGGAAAGCAUUGGAGGCCCAAACAAUUAUUACCCAAGAACUGAAACGGUUUGAGGCAUGGAGGGACUCACUGGAGACUGUCCCGACCAUCAAAAAGCUGAGGUCGUACGCGGACAGGAUCAGGGCUUCCGAGCUCGAGAAGUGCCUGACGAAGAUCGGGGAAGACAAUCUCAAUAAGAAGAUGAGGAGGUCCAUCGAGGAGCUCAGCACCGGCAUAGUGAACAAGCUCCUUCACGGCCCAUUGCAGCACCUGAGAUGUGACGGCAGCGACAGCCGCACCCUUGAUGAAACACUCGAGAACAUGCACGCGCUCAACAGAAUGUUCAGCCUCGACACUGAGAAGGCGGUCCUUGAGCAGAAGAUCAAGGCAAAGGUAGAGAAGACCCAAAGCUGAGACAAGUAAACAGCUCUCCCAAUGUAUAUCUACUUAUACUACUCUCAGAAUGUUGCCACAUUCUAGUCCCAGUAUUUUUUUGAUCCUCCACUUACUGCUGAGUUUGUCAACUCUUUCGUGAUUUAGCGCCAUGGCAGCCUCCAAAUCUGUUGAGAGAGGGUGUAGCAAAAUAUGUUUUGCUCCGAAACUGCCUGUGUACACUGUACAUUAAUGACUUUGGUUGCUGUGGCUAGAGCCCAAUUUGUAAGCUGUACUAUAAUACGCUAUUGGACAAAAUAAACAGGAAUAUAUCAGUGUGUUAAUUGA